Molecule: messenger RNA, 1670 nt
Organism: Aphanomyces astaci
Lineage: Eukaryota; Oomycota; Saprolegniomycetes; Saprolegniales; Verrucalvaceae
Exons: 8
Coding region: 54-1253 (399 amino acids)
Biological process (GO): dephosphorylation
Cellular component (GO): cytosol
Molecular function (GO): phosphatidylinositol-3,4,5-trisphosphate 3-phosphatase activity; phosphoprotein phosphatase activity
Source: RefSeq, a predicted model, not a curated record
GUGCCGCGCACAUCGCGACUGUGGACUCAUUUUUGGACGACGUUGGCUAGGGAAUGAACAUCAAGGCAUCGUCGUCGCUGCAGUACUUGCAUGCGCCGUCGUCACCCCAUAUCGUGACGAACAACGUCGGCAGUCCACAUGGCGGCACCUCCAAUUGCUUCCACACUGGCAUGCCCGGCACCCCAACGCGGAAAUCGACCAUCUCCAAUAUGACCACGUCGCUCAUGACACUGCAGUUGAAAAAACUCGUGUCCAAGAAGAAGCGGCGCUUCAUUGACGACGGAUUUGACUUGGACAUGACAUACGUGACGCCACGGUUGAUUGCGUUUGGCUACCCCGCCGAAAACCUCGAAGGCAUGUACCGCAAUCACUACAAAGACGUGUACAGCUGCUUUGAACAUCGACACAAAGACCACUACAAAGUGUACAACUUAUGCUCGGAGAGGCAUUACGACAAGGACAAGUUCCACAAUCGAGUGGCCGAGUACCCGUUCGACGACCACAACCCGCCGCCGUUGUCCCUGCUCAUUCCCGCCUGCCAAGACAUUUUUGAAUGGCUGGCCCAACACCCCGACAACGUCGCCGCCAUUCAUUGCAAAGCAGGCAAAGGCCGGACUGGAGUGAUGAUUUGCGCAUUCUUGCUCUACAGCUCGGAAUGGGUCACUGCUCAAGGUGCAAUGAACUUUUACGGAAACGCUCGCUCCCUCAACCAGCAGGGAGUAACAAUCCCCAGCCAACGCCGGUUCAUAGAGUACUUUGCAACCAUGUGCCACAGCGACCAAUUCGACACAGCCGCCCAACACGAACUGCGCAUGACCAGCGCUGACUUUCAAGACCUGUGGGACAAGCAGUGGCAGCAAAACCCAGACUCGCCCACGUUGUCACCGUCGUCGUCGCUCUCGUCAUCGUCGCUCAACGCUAUUGUGGACGGUGAUGCCAUGGCGGCGGCAGUCGAGGCCGAGCUGCAGCAACUGCAACCCCUCGCGGCGCUGCCGAAAGUGUUUGCUCGUUUGAGUUUGCCGAAACUGAACAAUGUUGUCUUGACGGCGGUGACGAUCACGGGGAUGUACCCCAAGCUUCGAAAAAUGGACAACCUGCGCGUGGAAGUGCAAGUGGGCUUUGAUCGGUCGUUGGUGUACGACAUCUCGGCCGUGGGUACGUCCCGCGUAGAGGUCGACGAGGCGGCGUCGGCGGCGAUAGACGGCCCCACCGAGACGUUGCAUGUACGAAGAAGAAGCAACGCUAGACAGUAAGAGAUUGACGUGCAUAUUCGGUUGCUUGUAGGUCCAUUGCCCUGAGAAACAAGUGCUCUUGUUUGGAGAAGUCCUCGUGACGCUCAAGGUCAAGCAGAAGGAAGUCGGACACUUAUGGUUUCACACGUCGUUUCUUGAUUCACACACCAAGCAUCUCGUAAUCAAGAAGGCCGACAUCGAUAAGCUGCUCAAGGAUGCCAAGAAGGGCCACAAGCUGUUUGCGUCGUCCAUGCAGGUUGUCCUCGCCUUCAAGUAACGUUAGUAGAAGAAGCCUCUUGCAUCGGUAGAGAUGCCACCGCACCUAGUUCCUCCUACGGAGGCUGCGCCACGUCAUGAGAGAACAUGAUAAAACAUGGGACAUGCGUGUGAGUGAUGGAUGGGUGAUACUCCAAUUAACUAGUUGCAUUUGAUUGGCUG